GCCUUUUUCACUUUACUUUUGCUUCGCCAUCGCUUUGUUCAGCUUGUUGUUUUCUGCUAUGGGCAGCACAUCUUCUUCCGAUGAACCAUGUCUUCUUUGCCACCAUAUAGCGAGGGAGCUGACCGUUUUCAACUGUGGACAUGGCUUUUGCCGGGGUUGCCUCCAGGAGGUUUUUGGAGCUUCCUCCACUGCUACCAUUCACUGUCCCGAGUGUCGCGACCAAUACCAGAAAAUGCCAGCCGUAGGACGAGACGAAGUAUUUCCUGACUCUCUGGCUAAUGAGCGCCAUGAGAAGUGCACUCAAAAAUCUCCUGAAGGCACGGUGGUUUGCAGCUAUUGCACAGAAUCGUCAAAGAUGGCUUUGAAGACGUGUCUGGUGUGUGGAGCAUCGAUGUGCGCCGACCAUCUAAAGAUCCACACGGAAGGUGCUGCGUUCCAAAGCCAUCCUCUGGUAGAUGCUACCUCAGACAUCUCCGUCUGGAAAUGCAUGGAACAUCAGGAACUGCUGAAGAUCUACUGCCGGGAAGACGAGGUGUGCGUGUGCAGCGUGUGCACCUUGAUCGGGGCACACAAACAGCACGACUGUAUCAGCAUCGCCCAGGCCGAGAAGGAACUACGGGACAAAUUGAAAAAAGAUAUUCAGAAAAUCAAAACAAACAGUACAAUCAUCAAGAAUAAUGUGGAUGUUCUAAUGGAGAAGAAGCUUGAUCUUCAGACUGAAAUCAUUGGCAGAAAAUCUUAUCUUCAAGACCAAUAUGCAAUGCUGAAGAAGCUGAUUGAGGGUGAGGAGAGUAAGGUGCUGAAGUGCUUGGAGCGAGAAGAGGCAAAGGUUAUAGCUUCAAUUGAGGCCCAGCUUAAACCCCUGCAAGAAACCUUGAAAGAUAUUAUGGAGAACUCCAUUGUGUUGGAAAAGCUAUCCGAUUCUAAUGCAGCCACUCGUCUCCGGGAUCAAGCCUUUGUACAGGAAUACUGCAAGAUGGCAAAGAGUAUUAAUCACAUGGCAAGUCCUAUCAAUGAGCUGCAGCCUCCAAGAGAACUGGACCGUGAUAAACUUGAGAGGCUGCAGAACUGGACAAAGAAGAGACUGGAGGUGGCACCUAUGAAGGAGGAAGACAGAGAAUCCCUUAUUCUGUUCUAUGGGAAAACUCCAAACCUGGACCCAGACAGUGCACACGUUAAAUUGAUCCUGACUGAUGACAAUCAAUCAGUAACUCAUACAGAAGAGAACCAGCCAUACUCUCACCAUAAUGCACGAUUUGACAUUUUCCCACAAGUGCUGGGAGCUGAACCACUGGAGGGUGGUUGUAGUUACUGGGAAGUGAAGCUCCAAGGUGAAGGUCGCUGGAAAGUUGGCAUUUGUUACCCCCAAAUUGGCCGGAAAGGAAAGGGCGACAACUGUAGACUGGGAUACAACAGUUAUUCUUGGUGUCUUUAUGGGGAGAAGGAUAAAACCGAAGCAUGGCAUCAGAAGGAGGCAGUCUCUGUUUCAGGUAGCCCCAAGCAAGUUGGGGUGUAUGUCAAUUUUGAUGAUGGUAUAGUUUCUUUUUACAGUGUUCAUGAAAAUUCUGUGAGUUUACUACAUGAAUUCCAACACAAUUUUACUCAGCCACUUCUUCCAGCAUUGGCAGUUUCCAAGAUGUCUUUAUCAUUUUGUUAGAUGGUAUAGAAAGGAAAGCCAUAAUCAUUCCGCCACAAUGCAGCAGCAAGUACUUUCUCCAAAAGUGGUUCCACAGCAGCUGGGUGUCUACAACUGUCAAGGCAGGGAAACGUUUUGAUCCUACUUUUUGCUUCCUUUGAUGCCAAUUUAUACUUUCUGCAGAUGUGAAUCCUAGCAGUCACCUGCAGAACAUCCCCACAUCUCCAAAGUUGUGGGUCCAUGCAGUCUGCCCUGCUUUGACUGUUCAUGAUUUGUGUAUGACCCACGAAGCAGCAGAAACGUGUACAAAUUGUGCAGCAACAAUCUGCUUUGCUCAUAUUCAUAGACAUGUGAAGUUCAUGUCCCCUGAAGCAUACUUUUUACAUGGACAAGUGACAUUUUAACAUCAAUUUGGAUGACCACACUCAUAUGAGAAAGUCUGUGUACAUCUAAAGGCCAUUUCAAGUUGACUAUUAUGGGGAUGCACUUUAGGCCAAUUCAUAUUUUGUGCAUCUGCUGUUGUGUUCAAACAAAAUGACAUCAUGAUGUCAAUGUAGAUGAGUGCUUUUAGAGUUUAAAACCAUUGCAUUUGAAAAAUCUUACAAAAAAAAAAAAAAGUCAUGCCAAAUUCAAAGGAGAAUGCAGUGGGUCACAUGUACAAUUUCUGUGCAGAGAAUAAACAAAUCUGGCAAUGGUUAUUAAACAAAAAAACUCAGGGAUAGAUGGUAGAUGACAUAUGCAGAUAAUUUUAAUAUAGUGGAGAUAUUUUGCUUAUUAGCUUAGAGAAAAUGAGAUUUUUCAGUAGCAAUCAGUAAACAGCACAAUGAAGCAAUAGAUAAAACACAAUUGGGAAAAAAAAAUAAACAGUAUAAUAACUGCACUGGAGUAAUGAGGCAUUACUGGAAAUGUGAUCAAGCAAAACCUUUAAGGUAGCUGAAUAAAAGCCCUGUGUGCCAUAAAUUUUACGUUAACGUUUGGGCACCUGGGAGCUGUCCAUCCACCCUGGUGUCAGGAUUUAUGUUGAACAUUUUUCAUAUUUUCAAUUUGUUUUGACAUGGUGCUUGGCCAAAGUAAGGUAAAAAGUUCCAAGUUAAAUUUAAAAUGUGAGAGGACAAAUAUGAAAAAAAUUUUGGGUGCUCAAAACUUAAUAUAAUCAAAACAUUUAAAAAUAAUUUGAGGGAAAAAAUUACAGCUGCCUAUGUUUGAUAUUAAUCAUGUGUGUUACCUCAUAAGUUAUUUGUCUCAGUUUCUCCUUGGAGCCAAAUAAAGUACAUCUACCAAUCUACCUACUAACUUGAACAACCACCGAAACACGUAAUUGAAGCAGAAAUCUUAACAACCAACCUUUAAGAAGAAUCUGGAUGAGAUAUUGGAAUGGCUUAGCUAUUCGCUAAACAAACAGGCUAGACGGAAUGAAUGGUCUCCUCUCAUUUGUCAGAUUUCUUAUGUACCUGCAGCAGAGCGUAAAUGUGUUACCAAACCAGGUUUUACCAACAACGAACCAUACUCCGUUUAACUUACUACUCUUUACUUAAUCUUGAUCCAUACUGUCAAUUUUCUAACCUGCUUAUUCAGGUGAAGAUGGCAGAAAGCCAGUAGGUUGUUAAAACAAGUAUGUGGCCUUUGUUGUGUCCUCUUUAAAAUGAACUGUAGAUAUACAGUAAAUGCAUUUUAAGUGAAUAAAACAGAUCGCUAAGCAUACAUGGAUGAAAGUCAAUGUUAGGAACAGAUACACUGAAAGUCAAUGUUAGGAACAGAUACACUGACACCAGGAAUUUAAUAGAAACUUUUUUUUUUUUUUUUAAUAAAGAUAUAAAUCAUUCAUUCCCUUUUGUUAAAUUUGCUUCUAAUAGACUUGGGGACUAUGACCUCUACUUGAUGCCCCCGCUUUAUAUAUAUAUAUAUAUAUAUAUAUAUAAUAUACAUACAUACAUACAGCUAGAUAAAGUAUACUCAUGCAGUUCCAAUGUGCUAAGCCAUAAAUGCAGUCAUGGAUUUUUUUUUUAAGCAAACUCCUUGAGAAGGUAAACAAUGAUUAAUAGACUUGGACCAGAGUCCAGGAGUGUAGUGUUCUGGUCUGGACUUUAAACCACUGUGUUGCUGGUUCAGUUCCUAUCUCUGCAUCAAUGGAGGUUGCUUCUACCUGUGCUCCAACUACAAGAAUUUAAACAAUUAUGUACAGUAUCCUAAUCAAAUGAUGCCUUAGGUAAAAAUGCAAUA
Messenger RNA from Erpetoichthys calabaricus (reedfish), 3856 nucleotides. RefSeq names its product E3 ubiquitin/ISG15 ligase TRIM25. Gene Ontology annotation, molecular function: zinc ion binding; protein binding. Lineage: Eukaryota; Metazoa; Chordata; Cladistia; Polypteriformes; Polypteridae. The record is from RefSeq and is a predicted model, not a curated record. The transcript has 6 exons. Bases 59 to 1657 code for a protein of 532 amino acids.